Echinococcus granulosus is the source of this 297-nucleotide messenger RNA. RefSeq lists its product as hypothetical. Lineage: Eukaryota; Metazoa; Platyhelminthes; Cestoda; Cyclophyllidea; Taeniidae. The record is from RefSeq and is a predicted model, not a curated record. The transcript has 3 exons. The coding region runs from base 1 to 297 and encodes 98 amino acids.
AUGUUAUACUUGGGGAAACAAUUAGGACAAUCUCCUCAGAAUUUACUGCCAUCUUAUUUUGCCUUUAGGAAAAGCAAUGUAGCAAUAAAGUAUAUUGGUCUAAUAAAGGUAUGCAUGCAUUUAAGUACACCUUUUCCAAAUAAUUUUAUCUCGAAAACCUAUUUUUGUAUGGGUUGUUUAAAGAAAACAUUCAAGUGUAAAUUUUUGCGGGGACAAGGAGGCACUGUUAAUUCACUUGAUAUGGCUCCCUACAACAACCGCGCUUUAUGUAUUAAUCAUCAUUCGGAGGAAAAUUAG